Messenger RNA from Orbicella faveolata, 4343 nucleotides. Its product is annotated as pre-B-cell leukemia transcription factor 1-like. The record is from RefSeq and is a predicted model, not a curated record. Gene Ontology annotation, biological process: regulation of DNA-templated transcription. Gene Ontology annotation, molecular function: DNA-binding transcription factor activity, RNA polymerase II-specific; DNA binding. NCBI's taxonomy places the organism in Eukaryota, Metazoa, Cnidaria, Anthozoa, Scleractinia, Merulinidae. Gene Ontology annotation, cellular component: nucleus.
GUCCCUUUGUUCCCGUCGCAUUUUCAAGCAGAAACAACAUUUUGACGCUCUUGGUUGGCUAAGAAACCACAAACCGAAGAAAGAUCGUUGAGUGGCAGAUUGGAAACACGACCGCCAACCGAGCGUAACACUCUGUGAAAUAUAACAGCCAUCACAGUGUUGUUGCUUUGAAACUCCAAGAAACUGACAUCAUCUUGAGCUGCAGUUCGACCGGCAGUGUAGUGUGGUGGGCAUUCCAACCUCGAACGCGCGGACAUCUUGGAUUCAAGGUUUAUUUGCCAACAGCCAAAUCUUUGCCGCGCUAUGGAAGGAAAUGUGAUGAAUUCGGUGCAAGUUCCCAUGUUAUCGGGUCAGCAAGCUGCACUGGAGCAAAUGAAACCUCCAGAAGAAGGACCGGACGGUCGUAAGCAGGACAUCGGUGACAUUUUACAGCAAAUUAUGAAUAUCACUGAUCAGUCCCUGGACGAAGCUCAAGCGAGGAAACAUGCUCUGAACUGCCACCGCAUGAAGCCCGCCCUUUUCAACGUCCUCUGCGAGAUCAAGGAAAAAACAGUUCUCAGUAUCCGUGGAUCUCAAGAAGAUGAACCACCUGAUCCUCAGCUGAUGAGGCUAGAUAACAUGCUCCUUGCAGAAGGUGUGGCAGGUCCUGAGAAAGGAGGAGGGUCUGCAGCGGCAGCAGCAGCUGCAGCUGGGGUUCACGAGAAUCAGGCAGAACAUACGGAAUACAGGGCCAAGUUGAACCAAAUAAGACAGAUAUAUCACACAGAACUUGAAAAAUAUGAACAGGCUUGUAACGAAUUUACGACCCAUGUUAUGAAUUUGCUGAGAGAACAGUCAAGAACACGCCCAAUCUCUCCCAAGGAAAUUGAAAGAAUGGUCAAUAUCAUUCACCGCAAAUUCAGCGCAAUUCAGAUGCAGCUGAAGCAGAGUACUUGUGAAGCUGUUAUGAUUUUGAGGUCAAGGUUCCUGGAUGCAAGGAGAAAACGAAGAAACUUCAGCAAGCAGGCCACAGAAAUCUUGAAUGAGUACUUCUACUCACACCUGAGUAACCCUUACCCCAGUGAGGAGGCCAAGGAAGAAUUGGCAAGAAAGUGUGGCAUCAGUGUUGCACAGAUAUCAAACUGGUUUGGCAAUAAGAGAAUCAGAUACAAGAAAAACAUUGGAAAAGCUCAGGAAGAGGCAAACAUGUAUGCUGCUAAAGCUGCCUCAGGAGGUGGGCCAGCUGGGCAAGUUCAAGGACAGCAAGGAGUACCAUCCUCUGGUCAAGGACAAUACCCAGCUGGUGCAGUGGCAGGAAGUCCAACAGGGGUGGCCCCAUCAUCACAACACCAGAUGCCAAUCACAAGUCAGCCACAGGCCGACAUGUAUGGUGUGCAAAUGAAUGGGAGUGGUAUGGGUGCAGAGUACCAAACAGGAACUAAUGUGGGUGCUAAUGUCCAGUCACAGCAGUAUGAAGCACCCCGUGUCAACAAAAACCUAGUAAAUGGCCCAGCUAAUCAUUGGCAUGGAUCUCACAGAAGCUCAGUGGUACCAGGUUUGCGUCAUGUUAUUUCCCAGGCUGCUACAGGUUAUAUUGAUCCAGCAACUGGACAUAUGCAACCUCAUGGACAGGGACAGGUGUAUCAUGAGCCACAUCACCUUCACCACCAAGCAAGAGGAUUUAAUGAACUCUUUGACUCCAUAAAUGUCUGGGCUGGAAAAUCUGGAUCUGGGAAGAGUGGAGAACAAAGAAAGAGAGGUCAAAAUGGCAAAUCAGGAAGUCGCAGUAAUACCCCCUCAGACACCUUACCAGGCUCCCAAGAGGACAAAGAUGAACAGGGAGGCCCAGAGUUCUCCAGUCUCCAAGGGCUGAGUGACAUGGCCAAUGCUGACUUUGACUCACGAGGGAAUGACAGGUCUAGGGAUGAGCCGCCAUCAAAACGAACAAAGAUGUGAAAAGUGGCAAGGAGAAGAAGGGAAUUAGGAUGACGGGCUGAGGGUUUUCCUCAAUUGAACUGAAGAGAGGAAACUAGUGAAUAUUAUGGAGAUUUCAGGUUGUUUUAAAAAUGUGUGAUUUAGGAAAGUGUUGUGAUAGCUGAAAUGAACUGAAAGAGGUGAAUGUGUCUCACAUCAGAUAUGCCACUGAAUUUGUGGUUCAAAACUCUCAAUUCAAUGUGAGUCAAAGGAAAGUUUUGCUAAUUAAUUUUACAACGUUUGCCAUAAUUACUUUAGCUAAGCUACCACAUUCCCUUGCUUUACUGGUCUGUGGCAAAAAAAUUGGGGUCGACAAAUGAUUGGUAAUAUUCUAGCAAGCUGUAGUCUGUUGUACCAGUGAGAGUGAGGGCCCACUGGUUAAUGUCCUCUGUUCUAAAUAACUCAUGAUCAGAUGCUUAGUUUCUACUUUUAGAUUAUAAGCAGCUGAUUGAUCUAUUGCUGUAUGGAAGGCCAAAAUGUGUUGAGGAAUAUUAUUGACGGUGAUGUAUUUAUACCAUGCCACAGAAGAUAGAGCCAAUCACAAUACAGGAAACCCAUUGUAUACUUGUAACCUUCCCAUCAUACACUGAAGUGAUGGUGUUGGCCACUGGACUAUCUAUGGCAUGGUAUAACAUAGUUAUGCUGUGCUUUUGAGUGAUACACCAUGGAAUACCCCACUUGCCACUUGCAUUGUCUUGGUAUACACACUCGCCUAAAGGCUUGUGUGUAUACCGAGGAAAAUUGCACGUGACUUGUGGAGUAUUCCAUGGUAUUCCACUUGGAAGUGUUGCUUAACUAGUAUUAGGUAGUUACUGCUGGCAUGUUAAACUUACAAAUAUAGAGGGCUGAUGGUUUAUCAUGUCAGUCCCUGGCUAGAAAUGGUAAGGGCCUUCAAUCAAUUGAUAUUAGGUGCCUGCUUAGUUAUUGACAUUGCAAGUGUAUCUUUAGCUCAAGAAUACCUAGUAAGGGGGGCUGGGGUAAAAAUGUCUUCUAGUUACCCUCCCUUUGGCCUCUUGCAUGGAAGAGGCUCGUCAGACAAUCUUUCCUCUCCAACAAAAGGGAAAGAGUACGUGACAAACCAUUGGAACGUCUGCAUAGGAGGCUACCCUUCGUUUUCUUUGGCUGAAUACUCGACUCGGCAGUGCCUCGUUGACUAUUCACUCAUGGAAAACGUGGGCUCUUAUAGAUGAUUGUAGAUUAAAUUACUUGACAGUAAGGUGUUUUCUGUACACUUACUGACAUUUAUUGCAAAGAAUUAUAUCUUUAGUGAUGUUUUUUCAUCAAGACGACCCGGGAAAAUAGUUUGUAAAUGGUCACUGUGACAAGGAUAUGCAAACAGGCUGUACAUCUCACAUAUUAAGAGAAACUGAUUAUUGAAUUUCGUUCAUAAGAAGGCUGCAUAAGUAUGUACAAAAUCUCCUUAAUUCCAAUGACUAGACAAAUGUAAUCGGAACCUCUGCCGAGGAUCUAAAACUGGCAAAAUUCCUUUUCCAGGUGCCUUUUUGUAAUUUAGUAUUCUUUAAACUUUUUUUUUCUAUUUUUUUUGCCAUUUGUAACUAAGCAGCACCCGAGUUCUUUCAAGAACUAGGAACACAGAUCCGUUCAAGAACGAAGUUCUUAACAGGCGCAUUCCAGUGGACGGUGGUUCAAAUAGUUUUGUUUUUGUUUUAGAACGUUUUGAAACUCAGUUCUCUGGCUGUUUUUUUUUUUUUUUAAGUCUAACGUAGAAGCCAGUUGUAUCAUUUCACAGGGGCUAAUUCAAGAAUACGGUUACUUUGUAUAUGUGGAAUUUAACCCUUCUACCCCAGCAGGAAAAGAUUUGAAGCACCUGAUGAUACUGUUCAAUGGAAUUCAUAUGAAUGGUCGCAGCUUACGGUUUCUUGCAAAAACGUGAAAGUACUCCACGGUUUCUUACCACAGACUUGAAAGGGGUUAAAAGUGAUGGGGUCAAAUCCAUGGUACUUUUGGGUGACGAGGAUCCAUUGUUUGUAGAGAGCACGAUAAGAAAAAUUUAACUAGGGCUAAAUUGUAGUCGACAGACGACUUUGGUUGGGUACGAGUGCUUGGUGAACGACUUUCAUUUUUUCCCGUGUACACCCCUGUUGUUUUAAUUCACAUAGCCCGCCUAACAUUCACAAAAUAGGUAUACAAUAAUUAUAGAAAUACAUAUUUUAUUAAGGACAAAGUAACAAGUUUUUGGCUUCAAGACGUAAGAAACAUUGAAGUGUAAUUUUACAUUAUUUUGUUAGUAUGUCCAUACAAGCUGACCAAUAGAAAUUUUUAGGUAAAUAUAUUAUAAUUUUAUGAUGUCAUUUAGAGGUUGUGUUUGGUAACCCGCCAUGUUGAAGAUUAGUUGGUGAUUAAACUUCACUUGUGAAGUCUGAAAAACA